Molecule: messenger RNA, 5602 nt
Organism: Gasterosteus aculeatus aculeatus (three-spined stickleback)
Lineage: Eukaryota; Metazoa; Chordata; Actinopteri; Perciformes; Gasterosteidae
Product: WW domain-containing oxidoreductase-like
Molecular function (GO): protein binding
Source: RefSeq, a predicted model, not a curated record
UGAUACUCGGUUUAGACAUUUGGUCUCUACAAUCCAAACAGCAAAACUGCCUUUAAGGAAUAUCACUACGCACUGUGUACAUUCUAAAUAUACAAAUAACGUAUAUCUGACCCCUGCUUGAAACUAAUACAGUCAUAUCUUUUAAAUUGCGAGGGAGGUUGAAAUAACCAAAAACCGCUCUGCGUGCGUUUCGUCAGCCUCCAUGUCCCAUAAUGCUUUUCGGCCUGCGUCACCGCGUGUUGUUGCGGAAGUGCCGGUGAAACGCUGUGCUGGUGAUUCUCUGCUCGGACACAGUGGCAUUCAUUUUCUGUUUGUUUUCAGAGCAGACAUUCUCGACAGGUCUUGUGUUUGUAGGGCCGUCGUUUGCUCGAAUAAACGUCUGUUAUGGCAGCUCUAAAAUUCGCAGGUAUGGACGAUACAGACAGUGAGGACGAGUUGCCCCCCGGAUGGGAGGAGAGGUCUAAGAAGGAUGGAUGGGUCUACUAUGCAAGCCACGAUGGGAUGAAGACACAGUGGGAACAUCCGAAGACGAGAAAGAAAAAACGUUGUGCUGGAGAUUUACCGUACGGUUGGGAGCAAGAAACUGACGAAAAAGGACAGAUGAUUUAUGUUGACCACAUAAACAAGCGGACCAUCUACUUUGAUCCGCGGCAGGCCUUUACAGUGGAGGACAUGGUGCUGAAGCCAAAACGCUAUGAUGGAAACACUGCAGCUCUUGAGAUCCUGCAGGGCCGUGAUUUCUCUGACAAGGUUGUCCUCAUUACUGGGGGAAACUCUGGCAUUGGCUUGGAGACAGCCAGGUCUUUCACUCUUCACGGCGCCCAUGUGAUCCUGGCCUGUCGAAACCUGUCCCGGGCCAGCAAGGCCGCCAGCCUCAUUCAGCAGGAGUGGCACAAAGCGCGGGUGGAAGCCAUGAUGUGCGACCUGGCCUCUCUCCGGAGUGUCAGGGAGUUUACGGAGUCUUACAAAGCCAGGAAACUGCCCCUUCACAUCCUGGUGUGUAAUGCGGCAGUGUGCACUCGGCCCUGGAGCCUGACGGAGGACGGCCUGGAGUCCACCUUCCAGAUCUGCCACCUCGGCCACUUCCUGCUCAUCCAGGGCCUGGAGGACGUGCUGCGGCGCUCGGCCCCCGCCCGCGUGGUGGUGGUAACAUCUGAGUCCCACAGGUUCACAGACCUGUUAGACUCCUGUGCCAAAGUGGACUUGGCCCUGCUGUCCCCCCAGAAGAAGGAGUACUGGUCCAUACUGGCUUACAAUCGAGCCAAACUUUGCAACAUCCUCUUCAGCAACGAGCUCCACCGCCGCCUCUCCCCUCACGGUGUCACCGCCAACGCAGUGCACCCUGGGAACAUGAUGUACACCUCCAUUCACCGGAGCUGGUGGCUGAUGACCUUCCUCUUCUCUCUGGCCAGACCUUUCACCAAGUCCAUGAUGGAGACAAUACCGGCUAGCAUCUGGUCGAGAGACGGGCUUCACCCUGGACCGGUCGCCACUCAAUGGCAGCGCUGACACAGAGACAAACAACACUCUCCCCAAACUACUCCGGCGUGUCUUUGGACUGUGGAAGGAAGCCAUGCAGACACAGGUAGAACAUGCAGACGCCACCCAGAAAGGUGCUGGACGGGUUUGAACCCAGGACCUUCCACGCACCACCAUACACACUCUUAGCCCACGUGUGCGUGUCCACGGUGACGGUAGGAGCCCGAGGUUAAUGUCCCCACACACCUUGCACAUGAACGAUAAAAUCCAACACUGUGAUUUAUCUCGGUCUAUAUUGUGUCCUCUGCUCUGUAAGACUUUUCAAUUGAUAGCAGCUCUCUACCCUUUAGGCUCCAUGGCCUCCUAAUAUAUGCUUUAGUUUGACUAUUAAAUCUUUCCAUUAGCUACUGUUCGUACUUUAUCAAUUUAGUGUUUGCACUGAAGGGAAAGUGUGAUGUGUUGUAAGGUGGCGUGUUGGAGUUUUAGUGAAGCCUUAUUCUGAUCCAUCAUGUUUGACAGACAUGAGGCCUCAGGCCGUCAUUUGUCUCCCCUCUCUCUAACAUGGGAUGAGCGAUGAGGGGAACUGCUCCUCAGCACCUUUUGCAAAAUGCCAAGCUGAACAUUUCCUCGAAUGACUAUUCCUAUCACAAAACUCUCUUUUCACACGGCCCUCUUUACCUUCUGUUACAUUUGUCUAAGCCCCUUUUCACCAAUUGCUCGCUUGUUUCAAUCUACAAACCUGGACAGUGUCCAUUUCGGCCAGACCCAAAUUGCUUAAACAGGUUUUUUAAUCAGAUUUGAAAAAGUACCCUACGGCGGAGGACACUUUUUUGUGUGUCUACGGGAAGAGCGCACUACGUUUUUUUGGAUGUGGGCGCGCGGAUGCAAUUAGCAGAGCGGUUUCUCCUCCAGAACGCGGGCUGUGGCUUUCAUACACGUGGUUAAUUAAACGUAGUGGGGAUGUUAGUAAAUAUUAAAAGGACAAAGGUAGAGCUAGUAAUUAAAUUCUGGUGUGCUGACACAGCGAUUAGCCGAAACCCAUGUCUGAUAAAAGCCACACGCAGACACGGAUACAGAGGCACACCCUUAAGCUGAGCAUUUGCUCUUAUUUAAAUCUGGGGUUGAUAAGGGCCCUGGAAGUGCACCCUCUUUAAAACCCCACUCCUCACUCCUUCUGCCCCCCCACAUUAAGGGCUUAAUAAAACAGUGAUAUUAUUUCAGUUAUUGGUUGCAGGGAUAUGAAGAUGGUAUCGCUUUAAUUGCUUGCGUACGCUUGCGGGAUCCAUGGAGAUUGUUCUGGGAUGCAAACAUAAGCAGAAUGUUGACUCCACAAAACAAUCACAAAGCCCCUGUGUGGGUGCUCGCGCAAAUAAGCAGCCUCUCAUUUAAGACACUGGUUUGAUUUAUAGGAGCACAGGUGGAGUGAUAUGCCGUUGCCCUACGCAAGAAGAAACGCACACAUGGACCAGCACACGCAUUAAUUCACAAUAUGGAGGCUACUAAAACACCUGGAGCUACAUGUGGUCCUAAAUCUUUAAUUUGAUUGUUUGUAGUAAAGCAGAGGAAGUGUCAGGUCAUAAGCACCACAUUUGGUCAUCCAAUCAUGUACAUGCUUCCCUCCCACUUCCAUUAAUAGUGCUUCAUGCGUUAUUUGAUCAGCUCUUCACCUUUUUUACCGUGAAACUUUCUACUGCCACAUUUUGCUCGCAUUGAGCAAAACAUAUUUAGACUUCUUCCGCUAUGCAUCCAUUGUGUUGUGGAUUCUACUUAAGGGAAAGAAACUUCUCCAUUAGCAGGGAGCACAGCCCACUCUGCUAUUGAUGAACAGAGCUGAUUCUAUUUUGCUGAGUUGAGAAAGGCAUGACAUUUUAAUCAUCCAAACUAUCUCUCACUAACAUCAUGUUCCCCUCUCCGCGCGCCUUGAUCUACGAAUCAGAGAUGCAGCGACCAGGCCUGAAACUCCUGUUCCUUUAAUUCAGCGUGUUUAGAGUGGGCGUUUUGCCUGUGUCCUUUGGUGUGACUGUCAGCGCUAAAUGAUCUGACCUGCAGUGGUGUGUAAUGCGUGUGCAUGUGCUGGGAGUCCAUGUGUGUGUGUGUGUGUUUGAGGCCGAGGCGAGCCGUUAUCACAGUUCUGUUUAAUGCACAGAACUUGAUGGGCAUAGAUUCAGCUUGAUUCAUUUGAUCUAGGAUAGCAAUUCAGGAUAAGAUUUGGGGCUUUUGACGAUUUGCUGCGCACGUUAUUAGACAGUACACUUUGAAUCAAAACUCCAGCGGUACAGCGCCACCGAAAUCAUUUCAGUGACUGUUGCAGUUAUUAGUUUGGCCCGUAACCUUUUGUGAAGUUGACCGUCUUGUCGCGCUGCAACGCUGACCCUGUGACAUUUUGUUGACUGACUGAUUGCUCCCUCAAGAUCAGUGUACCCUCUGGCUCCGAGCAGCUGUGCUCUGCCUAUACUCAUUUAAUCUAUACCUUAACUAUAGGCACAGUGCUGUGCUGGAUGCAGAUCAGUGCGGGCAGCGGCUCAUCAUCCACUAUAAUGGAUAGAAAGAGGGGAGGGAGAUUUUUGUGGGCAGGCCUAAAGAGGCUCCGCUGGUCCAAUCAGACAUUCCCGGAGGGAGCGGUUUCAUCAGCACUCCCGCCUUGUCCCUUGCUUCUUAACGUUUUUAGCAUGAAUUUUUUACCCAGGAUCCUGCCUCGGGCACCGGGCCACCUUUUUACAUAUGCACAGGCUGAACUUUUGACCAGGCACCAGCAGUCAGGGCCGUAUUAGAGGAGCGCUUGUUGUGAGUUGCGCCUCCCCUGCCUACCGUGUCCAGGAGCUCUCCCCCUGACGGACGAGGUUGUGGUGUGUGUGUGUGUGUGUGUGUGUGUGUGUGUGUGUGUGUGUGUGUGAGCGCAGCAGACACCUUUACCUCAGGGUUCUGGUCACAGCGAGGCAUCCGAGUGUGCACAUGUGCUCUAGUGUUGUGUGUGUGUGUGUGUGGUGCUCAACCAUGUGGAAAGAAAGAGGAGCAGAGGUCCCAAUCCCCCCCCCCAUGCCGCCCCCUAAGAACUAGAUACAACAAGCGUGGUGUUGCAUUGCUGCUGCCCUGUGUGGGAGGGACGGGGGAAGAAAGACAUCGAGGAACAUGGACGGAGCGAAUGACGGGUCGGUGUGGGGUUGGACAAAAGCACACGAUCCCAUUUGGCUGUAUUGACAUGUGUGUUCCUGCCCAAUCCUGUUACUGGGAUUAUUGUCCACGGAGAUACCAUUUCAUUACAGAAAACACACACACACACACUCAGACACACACACACACACACACACACACACACACACACACACACACACACACACACACAGACACACACACACACAGUGGGUGAACAGAGAUGGCCUGAGGCCUGGUUAUGCGGUCUAUUGCACAGGGAAACUGUGUAAAUGGUUUAUUGUGGAUGAGUUGAUGUGAUGGAGAGCGUGUCUGGAUCAAUAAAGAACCAAUCAAAUGCUGACAGUCGGCUACUGUAUGCAGUCAGUCAUUCCCCCUCCUGCCCGUGUACAGUUACACAACACGAGUGUGAAGGAGGUAUGAACAAUAUCCGUCUUGAAAGCAGCAAAGAAGUUGAAAGUCAUUUUUCAAAACUUCAAACCUAUAAAAAUGUAAUUUUGUAUCGCUGCUUAAUGCUGCAAUUGUACUUGUUGUAGUUUUUUUUCUUUUUUUAAUACAUUUUUGCUCGGUGAAAAUCACCUCUUCAAAAAAUGUCUUUCUGUGACAGGGGCUCCUGCAGCCCCAGACACCCCAGAGAGGCCAUUAGGACGUCUCCCCCAGCCUGGUUCCCUGAGUCUGGGCUGAGUGUGAGCUGAGGCUGGGCUAAAUUACCCCAGAGCCACAGGUCAGAGCCAGCAAGACCCUCACUGCCAGGGGACUCUCUCCUCUAAUAUCAGGGAUCAGAACGGGCCAAAGAACCAGAAAGUGACCCGACCAGAGAGACGUCCUUACUCACUUACCCUCUACUCUUCCACGCUGCCUCCUUAGCCCUUCAUCUCUCUUACCUUCAGAGCUUCUGAGCGUUUUCUCCUGUGACCCCCCCCCACCUCGACACACACGCACGCACGCACGCACGCACGCACACACACACACA